CCGAAAAGCAGCACCCUGAAUUUCUCAUCGUUUAAAUCAAGCUUCACUUCCAAUGUUAAUUUCCUGAAGAGAAGGUAAAGACCUUAAAAGGAAACGCCCCCUUCCUUAGCGGGGAGGGGGCUUCAGUUCAGGACGAGACUAAUUUGAGAUUUCAUAUGUUUGUCUAUUUUCUCUCCCCCCCGCAAAUGGUGCGCUUUUCUCUCUCUCUCUCUCUCUCUCUCUCUCUCUUCCUCUAUUUCUUUUGCUCUCUCACAUAAAUGCGCUGCACCUUUCACUUGUCUACUUGUUCCACGGUUCGCAUUUGAAACGCCCUGGCGAAAACCACAACAAACCCACGCAACAACCACACCACACACCCAACACAAACAUCUAAUCCACAUCCACGCAACAUGUGCAGAUUCAGCUCGGGAGACUUGUCUUCCGAGGUCGAUGAUGUUGAUCCCAAUAGCUUGCCGCCGGCUGCGCGUCCUAUACAGGACCAGCCAACUAAGCCGUAUGUUGCCGGCGGUCCGCCGAGCAUGCCGCCACCGCCGGCACCGGGCCAAUUGCCGCCGCAGCCUGCCGGCGCAGCUCCGGAGCUGUCGCUAAGCUUCGGCGCUGGCAAGGCACCGGCUUCGGCGGCUCCAGCGCCCCCGCGAGGCGUAAGCGCGCCCACCAGCCCAGCCAAGUCGCGAGAGAGUCUCUUGCAGCGGGUGCAGAGUUUAACAGGCGCAGCGCGUGAUCAGGGCGCUUCCAUAUUGGGAGCUGCGGUUCAGAGUGCCACCCAGCGUGCGCCCACCUUUAACAAGGACAGAUACUUCACGCUGCUGGUGCUGGAUGAUCAGAACACGGACUGGUCGAAAUACUUCCGCGGCAAACGUUUGCAUGGCGAUUUCGAUAUACGCGUCGAGCAGGCAGAGUUCCGAGACAUAACCGUGGUCUCCAGCGCCGAUACCGGACCGGUUGUUACAAUGGCCGCCUAUCGCAGCGGCACCCGGGUGGCCCGCUCUUUUCGCCCGGAUUUCGUAUUGAUCCGUCAGCCGCCGCGUGACGGCUCCAGCGAUUACCGAUCAACAAUAUUGGGUCUCAAAUACGGCGGAGUGCCCAGCAUCAACUCGUUGCAUUCCAUCUACCAGUUUCAGGACAAGCCAUGGGUGUUCUCGCAUCUGCUGCAGCUGCAGCGUCGCCUGGGACGCGACGGCUUUCCGUUGAUCGAGCAAACAUUCUUCCCGAAUCCGCGUGAUUUGUUCCAAUUCACCAAGUUCCCCAGCGUACUGAAGGCUGGACAUUGCCAUGGCGGAGUGGCCACAGCCCGUCUGGAGAAUCAGAGCGCGUUGCAAGAUGCCGCCGGACUUGUUAGCGGCGCUGGAAACGAUUCGCAUUGUUAUUGCACCAUCGAGCCCUACAUCGAUGCCAAGUUCAGCGUGCACAUUCAAAAGAUUGGCAACAACUACAAGGCAUUUAUGCGCAAAUCCAUCACUGGAAAUUGGAAGACCAAUCAAGGCUCCGCCAUGCUCGAGCAAAUCACUUUAACCGAGAAGUACAAAACCUGGGUGGAUGAGAUAUCGGAACUGUUUGGCGGCAUGGAGGUGUGCGGCGUCUCGGUGGUGGUAGGAAAAGAUGGACGCGAGUACAUUAUUAGUGCCUGUGAUAGCACCUUCGCUCUAAUUGGCGACAGCCAGGAGGAAGAUCGCAGGCAGAUAGCCGAUCUGGUGUCGGGACGCAUGCAGAAUGUCUGCCGUCCCAGUAUGGCACAGACUGGACCUGCUAAGUUGCCAUCACGAUCAUCGGUCUCUUCUCGCGCCGAGAGUCCUACUGAUGACCUGGCACCUACACCGCCGCUGCCCGCCGGGCCCAGGCCAGCACCGAUGGGCGGACCACCGCCGAUUCCGGAACGCACCUCUCCGGCGGUGGGCUCCAUUGGGCGGCUGAGCAGCCGCAGCAGCAUUUCAGAGCUGCCAGAGGAGCCUUCCUCGUCGGUGCCCAGCACAGUGGGUGGCGUGCGCCGCGAUUCGCAAACGUCGCAGGCAUCGAGCAUCUCGUCGGUGUCCAGGGUCGGACAGCGUCCUCCGCAAACUCAGACCUCUGUCGUUGAGGACGCGGAGGACACCAUGAAGAACCUGAGGAAGACUUUUGCGGGGAUCUUUGGUGACAUGUAGGAAAUCGCUAAUAAGAAACGCGGCAGAACGGCGAGCGAGACAAGUAACAGCAGCGGCCUGGGCAGCGUGCCCAGCAGCGCUGGACCCACCAGCAGCGGAGGCAGUGCCUUCAGCGGCUCUUUUCUGGGAAAGCAGUUCUCGUUCGCCUCGGGCGGCAAAUCUAGCGGCAUGGAUGUGAUCUCUACACAGCCCAGUCGACCGCUGGAGGAGCCAGCAGCAGCAACAACAGCGGUCAGCUCAACCGCUAGGGUUGCUGCCAGCGUUUCGGAUAGCGUUAAUACAACUACGGAUAACCCAACAACAACUGGCGGCUACCAGCCAGUAACCAACUUUGAGCCACAGGAACGCGUCAAUCCAUUCGACAAGGAGCCACACAAGUCUGUUAGCAUCGCUAGCAUCGGCGCUGCCUCGAACACAACCUCAUCUUCAUCAUCAAUAUCCUCGUCUUCGAUUUCGUCACGCAUCAAUCGGAAUGGCAACCCCAUCAAAUCACCGCCACCACCAGCUGGGCCGCCACCACCGCCGCCCAAUGUGAGCUCCAAUGCCAACAUCAACACGAAUACGAACAGCUCCAGCGUCAGCGCCAGCGCCUAUCGCAGCAGCUUCAGCAGCUCACUCAGCAAAGACAAGACCAGCUACGGCAACUACGACAGCACCAGUUCUAUUGAGACCAUAACGCGCAUGGACACUAACACCACAAACACAGCUGCCACGGCCACAGGCGCCGGAGAGGCCAGCGGUAUAACAGCGAUUAGCACGGGUGCCGUUGGCGCCGCUGCCAUCACCAGUUCGGCCUCCAACAAUGAUUGGCGCACAGCUAUUGGCAUAAGAUCGGCCAGUGUUUAUAGUGCGCCGGCUGCUGUAACCACAGCGGCUCUGCCUGGUGACACCUCCGGCUACGAUUCCAAUUCGUUGGCCUCGCAGGCCGGCUACAAUAAUCCCAGCGAUCUGCCCUCGUACACGCGGCCCUCUUACUCCCGCUCCGAGAGCAAUGCAUCGAAGCAAUCCGACUUGGACAUCAUAUUCGGGGACGGCAAGACAACAACCUCUAGUCCAGGCAAUGGCAAAUACACGCGCUCCGGCGGUUCCAUCUCUGACGCGGACAUGAUCUUCGGUGGUCCGCCCUCCAACUAUAAAAGCGAUCGUUUUGGCGCUGCCAAAAGCAUGAGCAUGAGCUCGAGCGGCGUUGGAGCCAGCUCCACCUAUAAGAUCUAUGAGGGCAUACAGAAUGCGGCCUUCAGCGAUUAUAGCGAUUCGGGUAGCAUUAGCAGCAUAAACUCAACAAGUAAACGAUGGAACCCCAAGCCUGAAGAGGAAGAUGAAUUGGAUUUAAAAUAAAUCCACACACGCGCACACACACAUACACUCACACACACACACACACAUAUACGCAGAACAAGCAGCGUUCAGAGUAUAAAUCAUACUACACUUAAACUAUAGGAAAACUGUCUUUUUUCUGCCUCCGAAGUUUCCUGGUUUCAUGAGGGAAUGAACAUAAGCAUAGAAAUACAUAAAAAUAUACUCAACUGCAUCAGCAUUAGCAUCAGCAUCAGCAUCACCUAUACACAUUGAGUUACUAUAGUUUUCACUAUCGAUACAAGUUAUUUGAAUAUGCUACAAUAUAAAUAUAUAUGUAUAUGUACCAUUUCCUGUUAUUCUCUAUAUAUAUUUAUUAACAUAUAUAUAUAUAUAUUAAAUAUGUAUGCAGUUACUACUCAGUUGCAAUAUGAAAAUGAAAGAAGAAGAAGACUAUGAAAAUACACUACACUACACAAUGUAUAAUUAUAACCACCAAAAUAACAAUAAUAAUGCAAGUAAAGCCCAUAAGUAUAUGAAA
Drosophila virilis is the source of this 3975-nucleotide messenger RNA. RefSeq names its product synapsin (gene Syn). Gene Ontology annotation, molecular function: ATP binding. The record is from RefSeq and is a predicted model, not a curated record. Gene Ontology annotation, biological process: neurotransmitter secretion. Lineage: Eukaryota; Metazoa; Arthropoda; Insecta; Diptera; Drosophilidae. Gene Ontology annotation, cellular component: synaptic vesicle; synaptic vesicle membrane.